CUCUUCCAUUUUCACAACACACAAUAAAUUCAAUAUUCCCCGCCCCAAUACCACCAAAACCCCAAAAAUUAUUGACCACACUACCCGAAACCAGGAAAACUAAAAAAUGCAGGCCAAAUAAACAUGGACUCAAAUCGAAAGAGCAGGUCCACAAUUGUAGAGAGAGCAUAACAGACAUCCAAAUCUUCCUGUAGCGGAGAAUACCAAGCAUUCGCCAUAAAUAACCACUUCAAAGCCAAGCGCGAUAAAACAAAAAUGGUUACUAUUUCAAUCAAUGGAUUAUAUUAGCCAGGGACCGACCUCAAUAAAGCUAUCAGAAAGAACACAUUCUGGGGUCAGUUUCCAAGAAGAGCUCUGCUGAGCUUUUCUAAAAAAGGUUUCUGAAUUCGGCCAGCGCGUCAUUGUUUUCUUCUGAUGUCUGGCCCGGGAUUCGAACCCACGACCGGCCCUGAAACCGAAGCUCCUAACUGGAAGGAGGAGGUCCUGCAAGGAGGCUCCCUUCCCAGAGUGGAACUGGAAAAUGGCGUCAAUGGCUGGGCAUCGCCCCCGGGAAACUCGUUUCAUGUUAGGGGCCCGAAUUACUUAGUCAAGAAGCAGAAAGUUCCGGCAGGAGAUUGGCUUCUGAAGCCCCUCGGGGUUGAUUGGGUGAAGUCCAGUUCGAAGCUCGACCAUGUCUUGGGAAGGCCUGAUAACAGAGUAAUGUCUGCAUUGAAGAGAGCCAUUCAUGACGGGAAAGUUUCGAAUGCCUUUAUUUUUGCCGUUAAUUUACAGGUCCCAGGACGUGAGCCGCACAGUGCCAUUUUUUACUAUGUCACUGAGGAUCCGAUCCCGCCUGGGUCGCUCUUUGAUCGGUUUAUCCGCGAAGACGAUAAUUUCAGGAAUUCCAGGUUCAAGAUCGUGAAUCACAUCGUGAAGGGCCCCUGGAUUGUCAAGGCCACAGUGGGGAAUUAUGCGGCAUGCCUACUUGGGAAGGCGCUGACAUGUCGCUACAUGCGGGGACAGAACUAUCUGGAGAUUGAUGUGGAUAUUGGUUCCAGUGCACUGGCCAGCGCGAUUUGCCACCUGGCGUUAGGGUAUACUAGUUGUGUGACGGUGGACAUGGGGUUUUUGGUGGAAUCCCAGGAGGAGCAGGAGCUGCCAGAGAAAAUUUUGGGGGCUGUGAGGAUUGCUCAGAUGGAAAUGGGAUCUGCUGCAAGGGUGGACAGUUUUGUUACUGAUGAGAGGGAAAAAGUUUCUGGUGAAGCUGGAUCAAGGUUUCAGAGGAGCAAAUUGGGGAGGGGUUUGUCAAUGUUGAAAAAUGGGCAUCAGAAAUCCCUCUGUAAGACUGGGAAGGUUGAGGCUGAGGAAGUUGAAGCCGAGGCCAAAUAAUGUAAAAGAUUUUAAAACCCUAGACCCUACAUUGUGCAUUCUGCUGCAGUGUUAGGGGUUACAUGGUGCACUCUUACUUUUCCAGUUCACUCUUGAUCAAACUGUCAGGAAUUGGAAUUCACUCAUCAGAGUUCAGGCAAUGCAGGUUUCCUGCAAAGACUGAAUUGUUAGCUGUUUUUCCUAUUUACAUCGUUAACCUGGGCCCUGGCCAACUGAUCUGUGUGAAAGGUUCUGGAUGAGUUUCAGUGCAUAUCUUGCAGUGUAGAUCUAGGCCUGAUACAGAUUUCUGCAAUCGUGCUUCUGUAAAGGGACUAAUCUCAAAUAUGAACUUGGGGUUUGUAUUUCUUUUUGUUGAGAUUGCAGCAUCUGUAAGUGAAUUUAGUUCUUGAAAUUUGUUUUCAUGUUUUCAAGAUUUUAGUCUUGGUAAUAAUUGCAUCGGAUCUUUGGUCUUAGUUAAAGCGAUAAAUAGGAGCCAAUGUUUAUGCCAUGGUCUAGCACUUGAUGGUGUUUGGAUCAAUUCAACAUACAAUUCAAGGUUUACCCUGACUUUUGGGGAAAUAUUAACACAGGUCUCAUUGCAAUUUACUGUUUUUUGAUGUCAUCAAUAUUAAUUAGGUCAAAUCCUAAACAAGUUUUCUCUU
Messenger RNA from Cryptomeria japonica (Japanese cedar), 2009 nucleotides. Its product is annotated as protein ENHANCED DISEASE RESISTANCE 2. Lineage: Eukaryota; Viridiplantae; Streptophyta; Pinopsida; Cupressales; Cupressaceae. The transcript is spliced from 2 exons. The record is from RefSeq and is a predicted model, not a curated record. The coding region runs from base 415 to 1368 and encodes 317 amino acids.